AUGGGCAGCUGGUCAUUUACCUCGUUCCACCCAAAGUAUCAUCCCACGGAUUAUUUGCAUGAUGUUUUCAGAGAUAUUAAAAUUGGAUUGCAUCUCCACGUUCUUUCUCAACAACUGAUUAUAACACAGAUCCAACAGCAAGACGGCAAACUCUCCGCCGCCGAAAAUCAACUGCUCGAAGCCUCAAACACGCGCAACGAAACAAGCAAGGCCCUCGAGGCAGCUCAGAAGAGACAACAGGAGGCGGUUGAAAAGCUUGCCAGAGAGCGAGUCACAUACAGCAACGGCCGCAAGGAGUUGGGCACGCUGCGCAACACGCUCAACUCGACGAUCGCCGAACUUGCCAGCACUCACAAGACAAUCGAAUCGCAGUCCACUGGCCUCAUAACCCUCCAAGUCGAAGUGCACCGCCUGCAAACCUGCCUCGACACCUGCGAAGAACAGCGCAAGCAAGAAGCCCUCAUGCACCAAUCCUGGGUCCGCCACUCCCUCUCCGCCAGCUCCGCCACCCUGGCCGAGAUGCGCAACCUCCGGGACCAAGUCACGUCGAUGCGCCAGCGCUGCGAAGUCUGGUACAGCAUGUAUCGCUCCACGCAUGCCACCAUGGAGAAGCAAAUCGCCGACAUGACAUCCGCCCUGAACCAAGCCAGCGCCAAGAACGGCGAGCUGACCUUGCUCAACGACGACCUGAAGCGCGAGGCUGAAAAGCUUCGAGCCAAGUUUACGAGCCUGGAAGAUGAUUUUGCGCUGCUGAGGGAUGAGAAGUGGUCGCUUGAGGGCGAGCUUGAGAAGAUGUUGGUUGAGCUUGCAGAGUUCAGGGCGACUAAGUGGUGGAAGGUGAGGACGGGGAAUGAGGAUAGUGACGAGGAGGAGGAGACGGAGGAUUCUGCCAAGGAGGAUAGGUAUGAUGAUGACAAGGAGAAGAAGGGCAAGGAGAUGGAUAAGGCUAUUACGGAUAUGGUUGAUUCGAAGCUGGAUACUACGGUUAAGAAGGAGCAGGAGGUGGAAAACGAGGAGGAGCAGGUCGAGGGUGAUGACAGCGACGACAACGAGGACGACGAGUCUGCCGAUACGAAGAGUUCAGAGGGUGAUGACGAGUCCGAGGACGAGGUGAAGAGCCUGGAUGCCAGUGACAAGUCUGAGGUUCCCCAGGUCUCCAGUCCAAUGCCUGGGGUGCAGCUUUAUUGGGAGAGAAAAAUGGUUGGGGAUGAUGAGGACGAGAAAGAGGAUGACGAGGACGAUGAGUGUAAGUAUGAUGAGUACGAUGAGUACGACGAGUACGACGAGGAUGCGUACGAUGACGAGGAUGAGCACGAGGAUGAGGAUGAGCACGAGUAUGAGUUUGUGGAUAAGUUUGAUUAUUAG
This is a messenger RNA of Bipolaris maydis ATCC 48331, 1365 nucleotides long. RefSeq lists its product as uncharacterized. The record is from RefSeq and is a predicted model, not a curated record. NCBI's taxonomy places the organism in Eukaryota, Fungi, Ascomycota, Dothideomycetes, Pleosporales, Pleosporaceae.